This is a messenger RNA of Brassica napus (rape), 700 nucleotides long. Its product is annotated as mini zinc finger protein 3. Gene Ontology annotation, cellular component: nucleus. Gene Ontology annotation, biological process: regulation of DNA-templated transcription; regulation of developmental process. Bases 224 to 490 code for a protein of 88 amino acids. NCBI's taxonomy places the organism in Eukaryota, Viridiplantae, Streptophyta, Magnoliopsida, Brassicales, Brassicaceae. The record is from RefSeq and is a predicted model, not a curated record. The transcript has a single exon. Gene Ontology annotation, molecular function: DNA-binding transcription factor activity; transcription cis-regulatory region binding.
UAGGUAAAUUUAAUUUAACAAUGACUUCCUUUUGAAGCGACUAUUUUUAAAAUUCCGUCUACAGUGUAACAGUGAUAUAGUCAACACUCAACAACCCUAUUUAUAAAUAAGGGAUACAAAGGAGCAUUUUCAAGUACCCUUUUACUUUGUAUCUAAAGUCUUUGAUCAUCUCCGCCUAAAACGCAAAAAUAUAUUAGGUUUUUUCAGAGAUCAGUUCACGAAGAUGAAGAAGAGGCAAGUCGUGAUAAAACAAAGAAAAAACUCAUACACUACGACUUCGUCUUCGAGCAACGUCCGUUACAUUGAGUGCCAGAAGAAUCACGCAGCUAAUAUCGGUGGCUACGCCGUUGACGGUUGCCGUGAGUUUAUCGCAAGCGGCGGCGAAGGAACCGAUGAUGCUUUGACGUGCGCUGCUUGUCGCUGUCACCGGAAUUUUCAUAGGAGGGAAGUUGAAACGGAGGUUGUUUGCGAGUAUUCUCCUCCGAACUGAAUCAACUAAUUAAUAAGAUGUAAAAAAUAAGGAAGAAUAUACAAGAAAAGUUAUUGGUGACUUCAGUUAAAACAAAAACUACUUUGGAGUUGCUUUGUUGAGUUUUAUAUAAGAAAUGUAUUUAUAUAUGUAAUAUGGUUAUUGAUGUAUAUUCUAAUACUUACAUUAACGCCGAUCUAAAUAAUUAAUGAUUCUUUAAUCUUGAUGUGG